Molecule: messenger RNA, 797 nt
Organism: Triticum urartu
Lineage: Eukaryota; Viridiplantae; Streptophyta; Magnoliopsida; Poales; Poaceae
Source: RefSeq, a predicted model, not a curated record
UAUGACGGCGGCUGCUGCAGCAGAGUAGGUAAGAGGUGUGGCCAUCGUCUUUAGAGGCAGUAGUGGGUGGCGACUCAAAUAAGCCAUGGCCGCAGUAGUAGUGGAGGCACAGAGGCAGAGGGCGGGGGAGAUGCCUACGUGGGAGGCCGCAUGGGUGGCCACUGACAAGGUCGUGAUUGUGCUGUCGAAGCAAUGGGGCGGAGGUGGCUUGAAGGCGGGCGGCUCGGAGCGACAGCAGAAAGCAGAUCGCCCAGUCCGUCGGGGCGAGUUUGGCGGAGGCGGCUGCUCGACGGUGGAGCGACGGGGAGGCGCGCCGGCGAUGACCACAAGGCGGCCCAAGGCGAGGCGAGGCCGGCGACCCGGGACAACCAUAGCAGAAGUGGCGGCUUGACAGCGGAGUAAUGCAGAGGCGAAACGUCGAGGCGGCAGCAGGUGCAGAGGCGCCGGUGGCGGCCGGCAGCAGGACCACAAAGACAACGGGUCGAUGGUGGCCGGCUUGUGGGCGAGGCCACGGUCGUAGGGGCGGAGGUCGUGACCGGUUCUGUUUCCUUAGUAGUACUAGUCCAUGGUUGAUAAUAUCCUCUUGUUUCCAUCAGGUGAUGAGUAGUAGUAGCAGUGACUUUGUCCGAUCUCCCCAUAACUAGCUUUAUCAUCUCGGAACUUGAGCACACAACUAGCCUCGCCUUGGUUUCUAAUGAUAGCUCAAUAGAAAUCGAUCUGGAUUCGACGGAUCAUCUAGUUGCGGCGGCGCGCUCCACGCAAACCUAAUAUUUCUUUAAUUCAAAACCUUGUACGGG